UUCGCCCAUUUGAGGGUGCUAGCGCCAGCAAACAUGCGGCUACGCUUGUUCUGGAUCGCCUUGCUGGCUGUCGCUCGUUCAGUUCUGGCUGACGAGGGAUAUAAUUAUCCCAGACCAACAAAUGCGCUUGUACCAGGUGGUCCAGGAGGAGGCCCUGGCGCAAAACCAGGAGGAGGAUUUCCAGGUACGUCCGGUGGAUACCCAUCUGGUCCAGGUGUUUCUGGAGGACCGGGAGAACCAGGAAGACCGGGCGGUUAUCCAUCUGGUCCAUCAGGACCAUCAGGAUUUCCAGGUGGACGUCCAAGCAGUACACAACCAGGUGGGCAACAACCUGGAUUUCCAUCUAGCCAAGGGCCUUCUGGUGGAUAUCCUAGUGGACGCCCCUCCAUUCCAUUUCCGAGUGGCGAACCAACAGGCAGACCUGGUCCAGGAACAGGUGGGUAUCCAUCUGGUGGGCCAGGUGCACCGACCGGGCCGAGUGCACGACCAGGAGGAUUUCCAACAGGGCCAAGUACUGGAUAUCCUGGUAGCAGACCUAAUGGUCAAGCACCAAGCGGUUUUCCAGGUGGACAAAGACCUUCCGGAUAUCCAAGUGGACAACCAGAAAGUCCCGGAUAUCCUAGUGCACGACCGGGUGGACAAGGACCAAGCGAAGGAUAUCCCGGCGGUCAGAUUCCUGGAGGCUAUCCAAGUGGAAUGCAGAAACCUGGUGGCCCGGGAGGUGAAUAUCCUGGUGGAAGACCAAGCGCUGGCUAUCCAGGAGGUCCUCAGAGACCUGGCGGUGGUCCAAGUCCUCAGGGACCAAGUGGAUAUCCAGGACCGAGUGGCCCUCAAGGACCUGGAGGUCAGCAAGGUCCAGGUGGAACAUCUAUCGGCGGUUAUCCUAGUACUAAACCAGGAGGACAGAGACCAGGAGGCUACCCGAGUGGCCCAAGUCCGCAAGGACCAAGCGGUUAUCCUGGUGCCCCAGGACCACAAGGCCCAGGAUCGCAAGGACCAGGAUUUCCAACUGGACAAGGUCCACAAGGACCAGGAAGAUUUCCAAGUGGGCCAGGUCCACAAGGACCAGGAGGAUUUCCAAGUGGGCCAGCUCCACAAGGACCAGGAGGAUUUCCAAGUGGGCCAAGUCCACAAGGACCAGGAGGAUUUCCGGGUGGACCAAGUACUGGCCAUCCAGUAGGACCUGGAGAACAUGGAGGACCUGGGGAAUAUACUCAUGGUGACGAGGGAAGAUAUGAUGAAGGUGAUUAUUCAGCUAUUCCAGGCGAACCUGGUCGCGAUUAUCCCAUAUACAGUGAAAUUCCAGAAACUGGUUUUCGUUGCGAUGCACAACAAUUCCCUGGUUAUUAUGCUGACGUGGAAGCUCAGUGCCAAGUUUUUCAUAUAUGUGCCAAUAAUAAGACCUACGAUUUUCUUUGUCCAAAUGGAACAAUUUUUCAUCAGCAAUUCUUUGUCUGUGUAUGGUGGAAUCAAUUUGAUUGCAACUCCGCACCAAGUUUUUACUAUUUGAACGAGAACCUUUACGAUUAUACUAUUAUGGGAACACCUGGUCAAAGACCCGGUACUGAAGGACCUUCAGGACCUUCUGGACCUGGUACAUAUCCGGGAGGUCCAGGCGCUCCUGGUGGUCCAGGUGGUCCAAGUACUCCUGGUCCAAGUGGUCCAGGUGGUUAUCCGGGAAGCCCGCAACGUCCUGGUGAAAAACCUCAAGGUCCCUCGAGACCAGGCGAAUAUCCAGGAGAACCUCAAGGCCCAUCAAAACCAAGCGGAUAUCCGGGGAGACCUCAAGGCCCGUCAGGACCAGGUGCAUAUCCAGGAGGACCUUCAGGCCCGUCGGGACCAGGUAGAUAUCCAGGAGGACCUUCAGGCCCGUCGGGACCAGGUAGAUAUCCAGGAGGACCUUCAGGCCCGUCAGGACCAACUGGGCCAGGCGGUUAUCCAAGCGGUCCUCAAGGACCAACAGGUCCAGAAGGUCCAAGCGGUUUUCCAGGGCGACCUGGAGGCCCAGGACCACAAGGUCCAUCUGGUCGACCAGGACCCGCAUAUUUAGGUCCACCGGCAGGACCAUCAGGACCUCAAGUACCUCAAGGACCAAGCGGAACAGGCUAUCCCGGAAGACCUCAGGGGCCUUCUGGUCCUAGUGGACCUUCGACGAGACCUCAAGGACCUGGUGGUCCCAGUGGUUACCCGGGACCAAGCAGACCAUCUCCGGGAUAUCCAAAUGGCCAGCCUCAAGGACCUAGUGGACCCACGCGACCGCAGGGCUACCCAGGUCCAAGUACACCGAGUGGUCGUCCACAAGGACCUAGUGGACCAGGCGGAUAUCCCAGUGGUAGACCAAGCGGUCCAUCAUUUCCAAGUGGACCAAGCGGACCUACUGGGCCAGGCAUUGGAACAGGUUCACCAUUCCCGCCACAAGGCCCUCCGAAGCCAGAUCGUGAGUACUUACCGCCGCGGAUUGGAUAA
Messenger RNA from Formica exsecta, 2466 nucleotides. RefSeq names its product collagen alpha-1(I) chain-like. Lineage: Eukaryota; Metazoa; Arthropoda; Insecta; Hymenoptera; Formicidae. The record is from RefSeq and is a predicted model, not a curated record. Gene Ontology annotation, molecular function: chitin binding. The transcript is spliced from 4 exons. The coding region runs from base 34 to 2466 and encodes 810 amino acids. Gene Ontology annotation, cellular component: extracellular region.